Molecule: messenger RNA, 1811 nt
Organism: Trachemys scripta elegans
Lineage: Eukaryota; Metazoa; Chordata; Testudines; Emydidae
Exons: 3
Coding region: 1-1215 (404 amino acids)
Source: RefSeq, a predicted model, not a curated record
AUGGGCGGGGGCAGGCACAGCAGGAGGAGCGAGGGGGCCGGCUCCUCGGCCAUCGCACCCCACACAGCCCCAACAUCGCCGCAGGCGCAGCCACCUCCUGCAGCGGCUCAGGGCUCGGCGGCUAAGCGCUCCCCGCCCCGAGCCAGAGCCGGAGUUGGGAUCCGCCCGCAGUGCGGGGCCGGGAUCGGCCGGGGACAGGCAGCAGCACAGAACAGAAGGUCACUUGAACAUCCCUGCCUGCUGCCCCGACCGGAAUUGCUGAGCAUACCAGAUGCACUGAUAUCUACAGAGCUUCAAGAGAGAAUCCUUCCAGGUGUUGAGCACCCUCACUUCCCAUUAAAGUCAACAGGAGUUGAGGACAUUCAGCACUUUUCAGAAUCAGGCUCUAAUGGGACGACAGCAGGUAAACUGGAGAUCCAGUUGCAGAGAAUUAUAGCUGAGAGUGUAGCCACUAAGAAGGAUUCAGCCGCUGCAGGAGAAACACCGCCUACAGGCAUCCUAUUCAGACCAUCCCUGCCAUCCGGAAACACAGCCAUCUGGUUACUGACCCGGGAGCUGCAGCAAGUGAUGAGAGAGAAUCAGAGUCUACGUCAGCAUGUUGAGGACUUGACAAAGAAAGUGUCUGCGAUGGAGUCCAGAUUGGCCCAUCUAGAGCAAGCCCCAGCCCCAGAUGUGACUGGACUCCCCACAGGCACUGUCCUGAUUCCCAAGGUGGGGGAGAUUCAGAUCCCCCUGGCAGAGAUGGAUGAAAUGAGGGUAAUGGACUGUGAAGAGACUGAGAUCAAUUUGCCAGCUGGACACCCGGAGGCUAUGGAAUCAGGAGAGGUUUCAUCGACCCCUGAGGGACAGUCUCAGCCCCAUAAACCUCCUGCAGCAGCCAGCAUACCCAACAGCUCCCUCCUGCGCAUCUCCCCCAAGGAGGACAGGAGACUGUUUGAGAAGGCCGAGGGCGACAUUGCCAAGUAUGCCCUGGCAGUGUUCAGACACACGAUGCCGCGAGAUUAUUACCAGCAGUGGCGGGGAAAGGUCAAUGUGUCCGGCACACACCAGAAAGCUGCCUUGUCGCCCAAUCUGGUAAAUGCAGCAUUCAAAGCGGCAAAGAGGCGGAAGCCAAAUCUGGCAGGCAAAGACUAUAGUAACAUCAAAAUCCAGAUCAACAACCUCAUGCGAUCCCGGAAGAGCAGAAGCCUGGUUGAGUCUACAGGGCAGAGGUAACAGCACAGCUCCCCCAGUACCCGGGCUUUGGAUUCUUCCUAUAGAAGAGUAAAGGGAAUCCGGCAAUUGAGAAAUCAGUCAGCACUUUGAAUCUCCCCAUGGGAGCUGGGCCUGAAUUAUGCCUGCUGGAACAGCACAGUAUGGAUCCCAGGGGUUUGCUCUAUGGGAGCCAUUGUUGUUCUAUCUUCCUUAAACCAAGGAUGGGAUCAACGAAGCAGUGCUGCCAAAGGACACUUAAGACUUUCACUAUCCAUGAUGAUGAGCACAGUAGAAUGGUUUUAAGUAGUUUAGCUAGUCUGGAGUGUCUUUCAAGUCAAUGUGAGGGGUGUUGUAGACGUAGGUAAGAAUUAUAAUCCCAAGCAUUGGUAACCUCUUUCAGAUUGCCAGGAGUUAGAAACCCCAGGCUUAAUUAAGGUACAGCAUUAGGAUCCUUGGAGCUAGAAGAAUGGUUUCCAACUUGUGGAAUGUGUCCUCCUCCUCCCCUUCCCCCCCCCCCAUGUUUAAUUUUUAGCAAAUUGGUGGUCACUUGUUAAGAGCAAAGCAAUGUUUUGAUGUCAGUGAAAUGUAAUAUUCCCUUGACUUGUCAUUCUAAAAAU